AAUCUGAGCAAUAUUUCAGUAAUAUAUAUGUUGAGAGCCAGAGUCUGCGGGAUAUAAUGAAUUGAAAUAUUUCAUGUCAACCCCUCUACUAAAGUGGCCUAUUCUUAUGACCCCGCGCGACUCUGGGGGCUCACAGAAAAGGUCAAGGUCGUAUGUGGAAAGAAAUAUGUGAAACGUUGUUAUUUGUAAUGAUCACCGUAAAAAUGUGUGUAUUGUCUAUGGAAGGACAGAAAGAAUGACCGUCCGUUAAUAACUGACCGGCAACAACCCCUGUUGUCUCCAUGUUUGUGAAGUGUUGGAUUGAUGGAAGGCAGCAGGGCUGAGAGGGAGACACCCCAUGCUCCGUGCCGACACCUGGUGUCCUGUGACCCUGACCUUGAUACUGCUGUCCACUUACUACAGCUAAGAGACUCUGACUUCCUCAAGGUCGCCCUACAGAACGUCAACAAUCACGUGCCAAUCAACAAUCACGUGCCGAUUAACAAUCACUUACCAAUUAACAAUCAUGUGCCAAUCAACAGAUUACGUCGGCUAGAGUUGGACAAUGCGGGUCACAACAAGAAUCUGUGCUUGGAUGGUGGUGAUUUGAGACCUGUAGAAGGCCCUGCUAUCCAGGACCAGACAGGAAGUGAGGUCACGGAGAGAAACAACAACCAUGUUUGUGUUGAGGAACUAGUCGAAAUUGUGGACAAGACAUCCAUCUUUUGUGGUGAUUUGAUGAAUGAAGGCAAUGCUAAACGACUUGAGCACAGGAUUACAAUAGAGGAACCUAUUUCUGGGCAACAAUCAAGUAUAGGAAUUCAUAUUGUGAACUUUGACAGUUCAAAUGGAAAUGUAACCAAACAGCCUGUUGCUAGAAAGCAGCUAUCUAGGAGCAACAGUGUCAAGCUUUCCUGUCCAGAUGCUUCUUACACAAGGUCAUUCAUAAAAAGCCUUCGUUCGGAUGAAUCGGUUGACGGGGACAAACUUAAGUCACCUGUGGCUGAGCCUUCAUCUAGCAUCCGCGUGUUGCACCUGGAGGAUUCAGGCCUCCCCUCCUCCCCCUGCUACUCCGGCAGUGACUGUGAUGUUACGGAGCAGGGUGGUGGUGAGGGCGGGGACAACACCCCCAAGGUCUCAUGCAUGAGGUAUCUUUCUGAUCCUUCUCCACUCAGAGAAUGGUCUUCAGCCAUGAUUGGUCGCACUAGCAGUAGUCUGAGCGAAGGCCUCCAGGACAUGAGCUUGUCCACCUCUCCAAGUAGCGAUGAAGCGACAUGCAGUCAGGACAAGCAUUUGUUCAUGCACCAGUCAAACCCUGACAGCGAUGAUCCUCGAUCGCCUCCACCACAGAGGAUGAUGCUGUUCCAGACUGCCAACUCCUUCUGCUAUGGGGAGAAUGAUCCGCCUCCUGAAAUUUCCUACCCCCCAAAGUGUAGUUCCUUCCCCCUAAGAUCUGACCUGGACUUGUGUGAGAGCAUGUCCCAGGCCUCUCAGUAUUAUCCUAACAUCGUGAAUGGGAAUGACAGUUACACUCAAAACCAGUACAAAAACAUUGCCCACCAGUUCCUGCUGUGCCCCCUGGACACAGAGCAUAAUGAAGCCCACCAGCCCACCAGUGUCCAGUGCUGGGGACAUUUCUCACGACCGCGACGCCACUACAAAUAUCGCCGUAGUGACUAUUCCAGUGAAAGUGAGGAGGAUGUUCCAGUACGUUCUUCGGAGCCACCGUGCCGGGUGAGUGCAAGAUCCCAGAAGUCCCACCUGGCCAUAGGCAACCUGCAACGGAGUUUGUCUCUGGGCACUGCGUCCAAGUCGGAUGUUCCUGAUGAUAUAGACUGCACUGAUGGCCUGGACUUCAGGGAAGGAGUCAAACCUUGUGUGUUCAAAGAAAAGUUAGCUGCCAUGAAGAGAUGGUUUGCAGAUUUCAGCGAUGAGCAGAAGAAUAUAGUUUUAAAAAGUUUGUUGAGUGGUUGUGACUUGCCCCAGAUUCAUCUGUUGUCUGUGAAGAUGGAGGCGAAUCUCCACCGAGGCUGCCCCCCGAACUGCCAGGACAUCAUCACCUGGUUACCUAGCUACCUGGCCGCCAAGAUCAUGGCCUACCUAGAUCCAGUAAGUUUGUGUCGAUCAUCACAAGUCUGUAAAGUGUGGCAGCAACUUGCUGAUGAUCCGUCAUUUUGGAGAAGAUUCUGCUGUCAACCAAAAUGGCGACUGUCGAAGGCAGCUGAACACAAACAAGUGAUAAGCCACAUGUCUGUGGAAGGCAGUAUUCAGUGGAAGAAUGUGUUUGCGGAGAGAUUCCGGUUGAGGAACAACUGGCUGAGAGGUAGAUGUACAGUCCGCACAUUCGAAGGCCACAAUCAGGGUAUUUCAUGUGUUCAGUUUGACGACACUCGUAUUGUCAGUGGAUCAUCAGACAAGACAGUAAAGGUAUGGAAUAUUCGCACCAAUGCCCCCUGGUCAGUACAGACGCUGGUAGGCCACAGUGGGACAGUACGAUGUCUCCACUUGGAGGGAAGCAGACUCGUCAGCGGGUCCAGUGACAAAACUAUCAAGGUUUGGGACUUGUCCACAAGAGAUUCCUGGUCAAGUAUUGCCUGUAAAGUGACCAUGAUUGGACACACAGACACAGUCAGAUGCCUUCAGGUGGAUGAUGACAAGGUGAUCAGUGGCUCAUAUGACAAGACACUGAAAGUGUGGGACCUGAAGACAGGCAGCUGUAGGAGAACAUUACGAGGUCACAAUGCAGCAGUAUUAUGUGUUCACUUCAACGAGAGCAAGAUUGUGUCAGGAUCCUGUGAUAACACCAUCAAGGUGUGGAACUACCAAGGGGUGUGCAUGAUAACGCUGUCUGGCCACCAAGACGCUGUCACAUGUCUGCAGUUUGAUGCCACCCGUAUCGUCAGUGGCUCCCUGGACUGUAACCUGAAGUUCUGGGACAUCCACAGUGGGGAGUGCAUCAAUACCAUAGACUGGAAGGCAGCAGAAGGCCACACAGGAGUUGUCAGAUGUCUUCAAGCGGACAGUUGGCGUCUAGUCAGUGCAGCAGAUGAUAAGACCAUCAAGGUGUGGAAUCUGGAGACUGGCCAGCGACUGGUGACCCUACAGAACCACAAGGAUGGAGUAACCUGUCUGCAGUUUAAUGAUUUCAUCAUUGUGUCAGGGUCCUAUGACAAGACAGUGAAACUGUGGGACUUCAGUUGCUGCUAACUCCUCACAGUAACUUAACCCUGAAAGGAGCUUGCUGUAUCCUGUGCUUCUCACACAGUUGUAUCUGGGCACCAUGGAGAUCCCACCAUGACUUGUGAAAUAUAUGCCAAUAUUGUUUUCAAAUUUCAUGUGCAUGUGUUCAGAUAAGUCUCUCUUGCUGAGGAAGGCAGUGCAAUGCCUACAGUUGGUCUACCAGUGCAUAAUUUGCUGUAAAGGAGUUAUGUCUGAUCCCCCACCUAGAGUUAUGUCUGAUCCCCCUCCAGGAGUUAUCUCUGAUCCCCCACCUAGAGUUAUGUCGGAUCCCCCUCCCCUACUAGGAGUUAUGUCUGCCCCCUCCCCCACUAGGAGUUAUUUCGAUCCCCUCCCCCACAAGGAGUUAUCUCUGAUCCCUCCCCCACUAGGAGUUGACUGACCCCCUCCU
Haliotis rubra (blacklip abalone) is the source of this 3607-nucleotide messenger RNA. RefSeq names its product F-box/WD repeat-containing protein 7-like. Gene Ontology annotation, molecular function: protein binding. The transcript is spliced from 14 exons. The record is from RefSeq and is a predicted model, not a curated record. NCBI's taxonomy places the organism in Eukaryota, Metazoa, Mollusca, Gastropoda, Lepetellida, Haliotidae. The coding region runs from base 304 to 3186 and encodes 960 amino acids.